GCUUGGCCGGAGAGCGAUAAUUUGUUUUGACCGCUCGCUGGCGCGCGCUCCCGUGGGAGAUGUCCUCAGGCUUGUUCCUGGCGCAAAGGCGGGAUUCCUCUGCCUUCGCUGCCAGGUGCGCCGCGGGGACCCGCGCGCUGUGACGUGAGCGGGGAGGGCGGGGCCUCCGCUCGAGCCCCUGGCCGAGGGAGCGUGAGGUCAGGCGUCCUGAGGGAGCCCCUUUGGCGAGAAGGGGCGCGAAGGCGGGAUUAAGCCGCAGAGGCGGCGGCGAGGCAGCCGCUCGGAGCAUGGCAGAAAGGGAGCCGCGGGCGCUGGCUGACCCAGAACGCGGCAGGUGGACGAGACCUCCGAGGAGACGCCGCCGCUGCUGACGAGAACUUGGGCGAAGCGGGAAGCGGCGAGCCAGAGCAGCCUCGGCGACGGGCAACGGAGUGCCGCGGAGAGGAUGGCGCUGGAAAGCAGCAGCAGCAGCGCGCACUGGAUGGGCUCCCUGCCGUCCGCCCUCAGCGCCCUACCUCUGGCCAAUCUGGCCAUCCCAGGGUCACAUGAUUCCUUCAGCUACUGGGUUGAUGAGAAAUCUCCCGUGGGACCAGAUCAAGCCACAGCGAUCAAGCGGUUGGCUAAAAUCUCUUUGGUGAGGAAGGUAAUGAAGAAAUGGUCAGUGACACAAAACCUAACAUUCAAGGAGCAGCUUGAAGGUGGAAUCCGCUACUUUGACCUCCGUGUAUCUUCCAAACCAGGCGAAGCAGGUCAAGAAAUCUACUUCAUACAUGGUUUGUUUGGAAUCAAAGUAUGGGAUGGGCUGAUGGAGAUCAACACCUUCCUAGAACACCACCCUAAGGAAGUGAUCUUCCUGGAUUUCAACCAUUUCUACGCUAUGGAUAACAAUCACCAUGCAUACCUGAUCAGCAGGAUCCAAGAGGUUUUUGGAUCAAGACUCUGCCCAAAGGAGUGUGUGGAAAACGUGACAUUACAAAACCUCUGGGAAAAGCAACAGCAGGUUCUCAUUUUCUACCAUCAUUGUUUCUAUGAACAACAUCCCUUUCUGUGGCCCGGGAAUAAAAUCCCAGCACCAUGGGCAAAUACGACCAACGUACAUAAACUGCUGCAGUUCUUGGACACUACUCGUGGGGAACGAGCAAAACAAGGAACUUUUCAUGUUUCUCAAGCUAUUCUUACACCAAGGGUCAAAACCAUUGCACGGAAUCUCAUCCGUGGCCUGAAAAACACACUUGUUCACAAGAACCUCCCUUCAAUUCUGGACUGGGUGAAGCUGCAGAAACCAGGCGUCAUGGGCGUUAACAUAAUUACAUCAGAUUUUGUGGAGCUAGUUGACUUUGCAGCUACCGUAAUUGCAUUGAAUGAGCUUCUCCUAGAAGACAAUGAAUCCUGACAACGGAAGAAGUUUUAAUGUGGGAACGUUGUCCAGUCAUAUCAAGAACUUUCUUUCAAGCUCUCUCUCCAUCUGUCGGUUUUGCUGUUUCACACAAUGCCAAGGCACAAGGCCACGUGUUGAUUGGACUGCACAGUCCUCAGCAGCACGGCUUCCUUCGUCCCUGUGCUGCAUGUAUGGCUGCUCUGCCUACAUCUGCUGAAAUACAGAAUAUGUGCCGGCUGGACACUUCAACAUCUGUAAAUCAUUAGCAGGAGCCUCUCUCUAGACUUGUUGAGUGUGUGCAUCCUGCAUGUUAUGAAACCCAGGAGCCCAACUCUAAAGAUAAUUAUUGAACUCUAAGUACACAUUUACCAGACUAGCCAAAAGAUUUUGUUCUUGGCGACAAAAGUCAGGCAUGUGCCCUGCUUUCUUCCUUUCAACUGUACUGUAUAUUAAACUACCUCAGUCACUAAAAUACAAAGCACAAACAG
Messenger RNA from Podarcis raffonei (Aeolian wall lizard), 1866 nucleotides. RefSeq names its product phosphatidylinositol specific phospholipase C X domain containing 2 (gene PLCXD2). The record is from RefSeq and is a predicted model, not a curated record. Bases 446 to 1393 code for a protein of 315 amino acids. Gene Ontology annotation, biological process: lipid metabolic process. Gene Ontology annotation, molecular function: phosphoric diester hydrolase activity. Lineage: Eukaryota; Metazoa; Chordata; Lepidosauria; Squamata; Lacertidae. The transcript has 4 exons.